Penicillium manginii is the source of this 444-nucleotide messenger RNA. RefSeq lists its product as uncharacterized. The transcript has 3 exons. The record is from RefSeq and is a predicted model, not a curated record. Lineage: Eukaryota; Fungi; Ascomycota; Eurotiomycetes; Eurotiales; Aspergillaceae. Bases 1 to 444 code for a protein of 147 amino acids.
AUGCCACACUUUCGCGUUAUCUCGCACGAAAUUCGCGCUCAAAAUAUUCGAGAACGCCCUGGAGCCGUGAAAGCAAGUCAUGAACGAGAGCUUCGGCUUGCUGUCAAGCAAUAUGUUCCGCAUGGGAACCCCUUUGCAGGAGAUGGGGAUAGUACAAUUAUUGGCGCUCAAGCAAAUGGCUUUCCAAAGGUUGAACUAUACGAGCCUCUUUGGGAUGAUAUCCAUCAGCGACUUCUUGGUCAAAAUCGACGCAUUCGAUCAAUAUGGAUUGCAGAUGUUGUUCAACAAGGCCAAAGUGCUGUCCUGAAUGAAGAGAUCCUGGGAGACGAUCCCAGCUGGUUUGAUCAUGGCCGAGACUUGCUCUUCUUGAUAAAUCAGCUUCAGGACCACAUUACUCAGCCUAUGUUUGGAGUUGGCCACAGCAUGGAUGGAAUGCAGCUGUAA